Messenger RNA from Pectinophora gossypiella (pink bollworm), 4219 nucleotides. RefSeq names its product importin-5 (gene Karybeta3). Gene Ontology annotation, molecular function: nuclear import signal receptor activity. Gene Ontology annotation, biological process: protein import into nucleus. Gene Ontology annotation, cellular component: cytoplasm; nucleus. The coding region runs from base 71 to 3349 and encodes 1092 amino acids. The record is from RefSeq and is a predicted model, not a curated record. Lineage: Eukaryota; Metazoa; Arthropoda; Insecta; Lepidoptera; Gelechiidae. The transcript is spliced from 18 exons.
ACAUGUCGAAUACAUGAUUGCCACAUGAAAUUUUGUGAAAAAAAAGUCGGCCUUUUUGAGGAAGUUCAAAAUGGCAGGAGAUCAGGCGCAGUUUUUCCAAUUACUAAAUACUUUAUUAUCAUCAGACAAUGACAUCCGAUCCCAAGCAGAAGAAGCAUACAACAACAUCCCGACAGAAACAAAAGUGGUGCACCUAGUGGGGGCGGUGCAGAAUGUGGAACUGGGGGAGGAGGGUCGUGCCACAGCGGCGGUGCUGCUGCGCCGGCUGCUCAGCUCUGAGUUCUUUGAGUUCUUUCCAAAGCUGCCUUUUGAGCAGCAGGCUAUGCUACGAGAACAACUGCUGCUCACACUACAGAUGGAUGUCAGCCAACAACUGCGCCGCAAGAUCUGCGACGUGGUGUCUGAGCUGGCGAGGAAUCACAUCGACGACGACGGCGUGAACCAGUGGCCCGAGUUCCUGCAGUUCAUGUUCAACUGCGCCAACUCGCAGGACCCCAACAUGAAGGAGGCCGGCAUUCGCAUGUUUACAUCGGUCCCAGGGGUAUUCGGCAACCAGCAGAACCAGAAUCUGGACGUAAUCAAGCGCAUGUUACUCUCGGCGCUGCAGCCGACCGAGUCGCAGGCGCUGCGCGUGCAGGCCGUCAAGGCGGUGAGCUCGUUCAUCCUGCUGCACGACAAGCAGCCCGCCAUCCAGAAGCACUUCCAGGAAGUACUGCUGCCGCUUGUACAGGUGGUGGUUCAGACCAUUGAAGAGGCGGACGACGACUCCGCCCUGAAAGUGCUGAUCGAGCUUGCUGAGUCUACUCCGAAAUUCCUGCGCCUGCAGCUGGAGAACAUCUUCCAAGUCUGCAUUAAGGUGAUAGCUGACACAGACGCUGAAGACAACUGGCGUCAGUUGGCGCUCGAAUGCUUGGUGACGCUGUGCGAGACUGCGCCGGCUAUGGUGCGGCGUCAGGCGGCCAACGCCAUCCGGCUGCUGACGCCGCUGGUGCUCGAGAUGAUGUGCGAACUCGACGACGAGCCUGACUGGGCCGUGCAGGAUGAUACCGCUGACGAGGAUAAUGAGAACAACUACGUGGCAGCGGAAUCAGCUCUCGACCGUAUGUGCUGUGGGCUCGGCGGCAAGAUCAUGCUGGGCCUGAUCGUGGGCCAGGUGCCGGAGAUGCUCAACUCGGAGGACUGGCGGCGGCGGCACGCGGCGCUCAUGGCCGUGUCCUCGGCCGGCGAGGGCUGCCACAAGCAAAUGGAGUCCAUGCUCGACCAAGUAGUCUCUGCUGUGCUCAACUACCUUACUGACCCGCAUCCUCGCGUCCGCUUCGCCGCGUGUAACGCUAUCGGUCAGAUGUCGACGGACUUCGCGCCCAUCUUCGAGAAGAAGUUCCACGACAAGGUGGUCCCCGGCCUUCUCAUGGUGCUCGACGACAAUGCCAAUCCCCGCGUGCAGGCUCACGCGGCUGCUGCUUUGGUGAACUUCAGUGAAGAUUGUCCUAAACCUAUUCUGACACAAUAUCUCGAUCCAUUGAUGGCGAAGCUUGAAGCUAUUUUGACCACUAAAUUCAAAGAGUUGGUGGAGCGCGGCACGAAGCUGGUGCUGGAGCAGAUAGUGACGACGAUCGCGUCCGUAGCGGACACGGUGGAGCAGGACUUCGUGGUGUACUACGACCGGCUGCUGCCCUGCCUCAAGUACAUCAUCGCCAACGCCAACACCGAGGAGCUCAAGAUGCUCCGCGGCAAGACCAUCGAGUGCGUCAGUCUUAUUGGCCUGGCGGUCGGCUCAGAGAAGUUCGUGGACGACGCCAUCGAAGUAAUGGGGCUGCUGAUCGGACACAUGAAGGGCGAAGGCCUGCCCGCCGACGAUCCUCAGACCUCUUAUCUCAUCUCCGCUUGGUCCCGCUUCUGCAGGAUUCUUGGCAAGCGUUUCGCGCAGUUCCUGCCGAUGGUGAUGGAGCCGGUGAUGCGCACGGCGGCGAUGAAGCCCGAGGUGGCGCUGCUGGACAACGACGACCUCGAGACCAUCGAGGGAGACCUCGACUGGCACUUCGUCACACUCGGCGAACAACAGAACUUCGGCAUCAAGACUGCCGGUUUGGAGGACAAAGCCUCUGCUUGCGACAUGCUUGUCUGCUACGCGCGCGAGCUGAAGGAGGACUUCGCCGAAUACGUAGAGGACGUGGUGAAACUGAUGGUGCCGAUGCUCAGGUUCUAUUUCCACGACGGUGUGCGCACGUCCGCCGCCGAGUCGCUGCCAUACCUGCUGGAGUGCGGCCGCGCGCGCGGACCGCAGUUUGUGCAGGGCAUGUGGGCGUACAUCCUGCCCGAGUUGCUCAAAGCUAUCGACUCCGAGCCCGAGCAAGAAGUGCAAGUUGAAUUGCUCAACAGCCUCGCUAAGUGUAUCGAGUUGCUGGGCGCAGGCUGCUUGCCCGACGAGAUGAUGACUGAGGUGUUGCGUAUUCUUAACAAGCUGCUCACCGAGCACUUCGAGCGCGCCACAGAGAGACACCAAAAGCGCAACGACGAGGAUUACGAUGAGGUGGUAGAAGAAAAACUGGUAGACGAGGACAACGAAGACGUGUACGGGCUAUCCCGCGUGGCGGACGUGCUUCACGCUCUCAUGUCUACAUACCGCGAGACAUUCUUCCCGCACCUGGACACGGUGCUGCCACACCUCGUCGCGCUGCUCGCCCCCAACCGCCCCUACGCCGACCGCCAGUGGGCCAUCUGCAUCUUCGACGACGUUAUUGAGUUUGGAGGACCGGCAUGCGUGAAAUACCAGGACAUAUUCCUCGAGCCGAUGCUGAACGGGCUGAGCGCUCCCGAGGCGGAGGUACGGCAGGCGGCGGCGUACGGCUGCGGCGUGCUGGCACAGUUCGGCGGCGCGCAGUUCGCGGCUGCCUGCGCGCGCGCCGUGCCGCUGCUGGCGGCGCUGCUGGCCGCACCCGACGCUCGCGCCGACCACAACCUCAACGCCACUGAGAACGCCAUCUCCGCCGUAGCUAAGAUCAUCAAAUACAACCACUCGCAGAUCAACAGGGACGAGAUCAUCAGGCACUGGCUGACGUGGCUGCCGGUGGUCGAAGACACUGAGGAAGCGCCGCAUGUGUACUCGCUGCUGUGCGAGCUGGCGGCGGGCGGGCACCCGGCGCUGCAGACUCCGGACGCGCCGCAGCGGGUCAUCGCCACGCUCGCAGAGGCCUUCCUGCGCGACGCCGUGCCCAAGGAUAACGCCGUCUACGCGCAAAUGGUCGCACUCGUCCGCCAGAUACAGAGCAAUGCGGAACUGUUCAACCAGUGCCUCAUGCAGCUGAGCAAUGAACACAAGGAGGCGCUGCAGACGGCGCUAUCGACGUAGUGGCGCAGCCCCCGCCGCCCGCUCCCGCCCCGCGACUUCUCUACCACCACUGUGUAUAUCAAAUAUUCUAUGUAAUACCGAUACAAUAAAUACAUUUCUCUUGCACAGGUUUGUGUCAUCCUAUACAUGGUAAAAAACUACGUUCGAUAAACGACUGAAUAGCAAAUUCUAAAUGAGAAUAAACUCAUCACUUCGUUCCUUUUCGAGGAUUAUUUCCAUCGAUCUCAUUGUCGAUUCGAGUAUCCGUUGGGCUAAUUAAAAUUGCUGUGAUAUAUUUUUAUACUAAUUUUUGAUUUUAAUUUCAUGCUUUAUAAGCACUCUUUAACCAUUAUUAUGUCGAUUUCGAAACUUUUAAUGUUUUUUUUCUUAUGUCGACGUUGUAUAAUAAAAUAAGCAAUUCAAUGUAACUGGGAUGGUUCAAUUUCUCUAAUUUAGCGUUAGCCCGGGAGACUUGCUUGCUUAUCCUCCUUUUGCAUUUACGUAGUAGGAAACUGGAUCUAUCGAGAUCUGUCUCCUAUACGUAGGCAAUUAUUUAUUUGUUGUUCUAAAAGUUAAUUACCCAUCGGGGUAUGUAAACAAAACUGUAUAUCUGUAUUAUUGUAUCUUUGUUGAUAAUAAAAUGUUCGGCAGCUGUAAGAAAGGAGAUUUUGCAUUUAAUGAAUUGCUAGAGCCGUAUUAGAAAGAUUGAGUCAUCUCUUUUGUUAUGGUUUGCCAUAUUUCGGCUACGACGGGAACUUGGUGGCUGUUUCUCGCAAUGGACGAGAUGUCGUGUCUGUUUAUAAGAAAUAAUUUUAUUCCGUAAUAUAUAUAAUAUUAUUAUUAUAUAUACAUUUCUUUGUUUAACUAAAAUAAAAGUUAUUGACAUUUAAA